CCAGCUUCCAACAGAACACAUCUACACAGCAGCAACAUCAUGAAAACCCUCAACCUUCCUCUCUUCCAAAAAUCCUCGCCAUGUUGAUUCUGACCAUGGCGCAAGAGAAGAAAUCCCUCCCACUACAUCUCUCCAUUUACCAACAAGCAAAGCAAUUCGCGCUGGGCACCCAUCCACUAUCCCAAUAUGGCCCUCCAUUGCUCUUACUGGGAGAUGCCGUGCUGACCAGUCUUAUUAUCGCGAAUACUUCAUGUAAAAUCACCGUGCAGUUUACAUUUCUGUAAAUCCAGCUAAUUGUAUAAUUUCAGAUACGGAGAUCGAUUGGAAAGCAUAUAUGGAGCAGCUCCAACAAUACGUAGAUGGCGAACGCGACUACACCCUCAUCAAAGGCGGAACAGGACCCUUAGUGUAUCCCGCCGCACAUGUGUAUAUUUAUUGGGUCUUGUACCAUAUCACAGAUAAAGGGAAGAAUAUACUGCUUGCGCAGAGGAUCUUUGGAGUUUUAUAUUUGGCAAUAUUAGCUAUGGUCAUGGCAUGUUAUAAGAGGGCAAAGGUACAAAUUCAAGACACAGAGGAGAAAUCAAGCCUGCGGACUGACAAUUGUUGUACAAAAUAGGCACCGUUUUACAUAUUCCCUAUGCUCAUACUCUCGAAACGAUUACAUAGCAUAUUCGUCCUGCGACUCUUCAACGACUGCUUUGCGGUCUUCUUCCUCUGGGUUGCCAUAUAUAUGUUUCAACGCCGCUUAUGGACACUGGGGAGUUUGGCAUAUAGUUGGGGGCUUGGGACUAAAAUGACCCUGCUGUUGGCACUUCCAGCGGUAGGAGUAACGCUGUUCUUAGGAAGGGGGGUGCGGGGAGCCUUGAAACACGCGUGGCUGAUGGGUCAGGUCCAAAUCAUUAUCGCAUUUCCCUUUCUACCAAUAAACACACUUGGCUACUUGGGAAGAGCUUUCGAGUUCUCGAGACAAUUUAUGUUCAAAUGGACUGUGAAUUGGAGAUUCGUGGGAGAAGAAACAUUUUUGAGCAGAGAGUUUUCAAUGGCUCUGUUAGCUGGCCAUGUAAGCACACUUUUGCUCUUCAUUACAACUAGGUGGUUGAAGCCGGCCGACAAGUCGAUCAUGAGGUUUAUUUCGAAUGCGCUGAAGUUCCAAGAGCCCCUUGGAAAGCUGCAAAAUGCUGUCGCCAGUCGCCUUUCUGCCAACUACAUCCUGACGACAAUUCUCACGGCCAACGCCGUUGGAAUGCUCUUUGCGAGGUCCCUGCACUACCAAUUUUAUGUCUACAUAGCACUUGCGACGCCUUUUCUCCUCUGGCGGAGCGGUAUGCAUCCGGUCCUUCAAUAUAUCCUGUGGGCGGCUCAGGAAUGGGCUUGGAAUGUGUACCCAAGUUCAGAUUCCAGCUCGAUGGUUGCGGUGGGUAUUUUGUUUGCGACGGUCAUCGGUGUGUGGUGGGGGACUCGUAAGGACUUUGACAAUUUGAAGGGCGAUCCUAAAAGCGAAGCCACAGCUAACAAGAAACGAAUAUGAUUAUCGACCAAGGCAAUAAUGAAUCCUAUUCGUCUUCGUCUUCCGAGUCCUCCAUAGGCGGCAUUUUUCCAACGGUGGAUUCCUCUUCAUCAGAAUCCUCUGCGUACUCAGAAGCUUUUGGGAAUUCCUUCGGCCUGGCAAAAGGUACUCUCAGUAAAGUGUUCUCCAGGAGUUCCGGAGAAUUAGACGUACCAAUAUGAUUCCUUGCGCCAUGUAUGCUCGUCGCGAACUACAUUGAUGAUCUCGCCAUCAAUCUUAUUUUGUCUGACAUCAGCUUCCUUGGUGUCAACCAACACGAAGCCCCCGCGUUUUAUCCAGAUUGUAUUACGGAACCGGGACUCAAGCUCGACUAGAACCGUCUUUUUAUUGGGAAGAGCACAUGAGUAAAGGGAUUUUCCUUCUGCUUUGAUGACACGGGCAAUCGACUGAGUGGAUGUCAAGGUUGCGGGAGGGGUGGAAGUUUCUUCCGCAGCAGCGACAACGUUUCGCUUUGGUCGACCCAUGACAGUUCACUGCUGUGUGUUGAUUAUUGAGGGAAAUGUUUGCUUGUUCUGGUGGCACAGAUCCAAAUGGGAGCCGUGAGAUGUUUGGGUAUCAAUGCGGCCCAGUGUUCGUUUGAUCUUUGGGAGUUGUAUUGUAAAAGGAAGAAAUUGUUCAGACGAAGAUCACCCGAAUGGAGGGGUAGGAAAUCGGCAAGUUUUCCGAGGCCUAGGGGGUCUCCAAUGGUUUACGAUCUUAUCCGCCACUUAACACGAUACCCCACAUGGCGUUCACGCCCUACGGUAAAGUAGGCCAGGCUAACAGCAGUGGCUUCAGGGAUAAUAACGCCGAUGGCGGUCCUGGGCUGGGCACGGCUGGGGUCUGGGGAAGCUUCAAAAAGAAUGCCAUUUAUAUAUAAGCUUCCGGGCAAAUUUUCCCGGCUAUCUUGCUAUGCAUCCCAUUUCGCCUAUGCCCAAUGUUGUAGUAGCUCUUGUUGGUGUGCCACACUUCCUCAUCUUCAUCACCAAUGAACCGGACUUCCAUGGGCGAAAGAGCUCCCCACAAUUCGCGGACAACAGACCUCCGCAGGAACUAGAAUGCAGAGAACUAAUAAAUAA
This is a messenger RNA of Hymenoscyphus albidus, 2625 nucleotides long. NCBI's taxonomy places the organism in Eukaryota, Fungi, Ascomycota, Leotiomycetes, Helotiales, Helotiaceae. The record is from the annotation of a GenBank genome assembly.